Messenger RNA from Penicillium subrubescens, 237 nucleotides. RefSeq lists its product as uncharacterized. The record is from RefSeq and is a predicted model, not a curated record. Lineage: Eukaryota; Fungi; Ascomycota; Eurotiomycetes; Eurotiales; Aspergillaceae. The transcript has 3 exons. The coding region runs from base 1 to 237 and encodes 78 amino acids.
AUGACACAGCCAAUCGCGAUUCAACCCAAGCCAGUGAAGAAGCCCGAGCAUACCACUAGCUACCAAGACAAAUGCGAAGGUUGCGACAUCCAACGAGUUGGCAAUCCUUAUACUGCGUGUGCUUGUUGGUCAAAGUGCAAGACCUGUGACAAGUCCACGAUCACUUCGCACAGAGAGCUGUACCAUAUUCAGAAUGUUUCUAUGGGGAAAUGCACUUGUCCCAAGACAACGGCUUAG